CUUCGAUCAAGCAGACAAGCUUGAAGCAGAUUGGCAGAUGUAGCAUGACAUCAGUGUACAUACUGUAUGUACUUCAACUUGAAGUUGCAGCAUUACGUCUGAAGAGGUUGCAAAUAAUCCUUUGCCCUUAUUGUGCUGAUAUUAGUGUAAGGCGGCUCUGCUCUUAGGGAUGUCGGAAGCAGCGAGAAAGAGGAAACGGAAUGAGACGGCGAGGUCAGAGGCUGCGGGGAGAAGCGCCGUCGCUGUUGCACCACCAAAAAGAUAUCAACCCCCAGCGAGCUUCAAGCAGAUAACAGACAAGCCACUAGUGCCGGCAGAGACACUACAAGACAAUGGGACGGAAGUGUGGCUGAUCCAACUUCCACCACAGCUUGACCCUACUUCCCUUGAUGGCGUCACCUGGAAAGUCCGCACUCAUGUCGCAGACGGAGAGCUUGGGCAUCUGCAGUCAUCCGAAGGCGACUCAUACUCAAUAACGGCCGAGCCUGCAGCGCUAGCAAAGCAGCUUUGUGUGGUCGCUCCAAGCUCAGGGGAAGGCCGGAGAAGCUUCGUGAGACAAUGCGAUCGGCACGUGAGUCUAGUUAAACGCGUGCCAAAAGCAGGUCACGAGGAUCGGCUGCCCAACACCCCCGCUGCUCAGAUACUGGGGACAGCUCAACACCGGUCGAUACAACCCACUGCGGAAACGGACGGGGCAGAAAGGCAACUAGCGGUUGCUGAAGGGAUUUCAGCAGAGCCCUCGACCAAGAAAAAGAAGAAAAAAAGGAGGGCGACGGAAGAGGUGCCGUCUUGACUGCGACCGAUGAAGCCCAUCACAGUUGACUGGAAUACGAAAGAUUGUAGUCCUGACAAUGUUUCUGCUGCUUUUUGCUAAAAUGAUCCAAACGAGUUCCUGCACCAAUUUAUGCGGGUGUGCAAUUUGAACUUUGACUGCCACGUCCA
This is a messenger RNA of Klebsormidium nitens, 942 nucleotides long. The record is from the annotation of a GenBank genome assembly. Lineage: Eukaryota; Viridiplantae; Streptophyta; Klebsormidiophyceae; Klebsormidiales; Klebsormidiaceae.